GAUUUGCUCCCUGGCAUUUCACUUCCGACUUUCUCAUCCGGCAAGCCUACCGCUUAUAUCUCUAAAAUAAGCAUGUCCUACCGUAACAAUGAUAGUAGAAUUUAUGUUGGAAAUUUGCCCCCUGACAUCAGGAGCAAAGACUUGGAUGAUUUGUUUUACAAAUAUGGCAAAAUUAUGUAUAUCGACUUAAAGAAUCGCCGCGGUCCGCCAUUUGCUUUCGUCGAAUUUGAAGAUCCACGUGACGCUGAUGAUGCAGUUCGUGGACGGGAUGGAUAUAAUUAUGAUGGAUACACUUUACGAGUAGAAUUUCCUAAGGAUUCCAACAGAGGAUCUCGUUCUCUGUAUCGUGGACGAGGAGGCGGUGGCGGUUACAGAGGGGGAGGAAGAAGAGGUGGACGAGGAGGCGGAAUGCGUCGACCAGAAAAUAGAGUUUUGGUAACCAAUCUACCUCCUUCAGGUUCGUGGCAAGAUCUGAAGGAUCAUAUGCGCGAAGCAGGAGAUAUUUGCUUUGCGGAUGUUUAUAAAGAUGGCACAGGAAUCGUUGAAUUUCUCCAUCAUGACGAUAUGAAGUAUGCUAUUCGUAAAUUGGAUGAUACGAAGUUUAGGAGCCACGAGAAUGAAACAGCUUACAUUCGUGUGAAAGAAGAUGCUGGUAGACGAGAUCGGUCAAGAUCGAGAUCAAGAAGCCAUAGCUUUGAAAAGAGAGAUCGAAGAAGUCCUAGCUACUCCCCGAUGAGAAGGAGCCGUUCUCUAUCUCCAGGUCGAUGAACCCUGGUUGUUCUUUUUUUUUCUUGUAGCCUGUUAUAAGUAAAAACGGCUAUUUUUAUAAAGAUAGUUUAAAGGUAAAAAAAAAUAUUUUUCACGCAGGAUUAUUUGAUCAAUCAUUUUGAAUUUCGAAAAUAAAAUGUGAUUUUUAGUAGGUGUACUAAAUAUAAGACGCAUCCAUAAUGUUAAUAGAAUUACUCUCUAAAGCGAUCUAUAUAACUUUUUUUGUUUCCAGAAUAGACCUAAAGUUUACCAAAGCAUUGAUUAAAUAUAUUCUAUUGCAUAGGUGUAUGAAGUGAACACUUUGUUGAUAAAUUAAAUGUAACUUUUGUUAUGUGCGAAUAAAGUGUUAUUUCGGGAAAGAAACCAAUGCAAAACUAAAAUUCAGUAGUUAUCAAAUUACUUGCUUUUUUGUAAUAUUAAAACUUAACGUAUGAGUAAACUCAUAACUUUAAAGCACUGAAAUUUUUUUUUAAACGUAACAUUAAUCAAAUUAAAGUUUUGAGCAAGUUUUAUUUUGUUGUGCAGUUGAUAUACUAUUAUGAUUCACUAAAAUUAACAAAGUAGUUUUCAUUGUGUUUAUUAUAUAUUAUACUAUACUAUUUUAUACGAUCAGUUUUAUUUGAAGGAAAUAACAUACUACUAAAAAGCUGGCCGAACAUAAAGUUCUUAUAAUUUAAGCAUAAAAGUUUACUUUCAGUCGACUUAUUUUUUUUUUCGUAAGAAUAAACAUGUGUUUGAUUUCAACAGGUAACCUCCUUUAUUCUUAAAAACCCGUAAAAAUUACCGGAUCUAAACUACCGGAUCCAUAGAGCGCCAAUGCCAAUCUAAAGCGUUAAAAAUCGAGCAUCUGAAAAAAGUAACCGUUUGAGAGACAUAGACCGAGAGUGGAUAGAUAAGAUGCUUACCAAUUGCGGGAGUAUUUUCUCCACAUGUUCUGGCAUCACUUUAUCCUGUGAUUCAAUCUGAAAAACCACACAAAAUCUCGAUUAGGUAGCUCACCCGAGAGCAUUUGAGAAUCCUUAGGAGCUUUUGGUACAUUUAGCUUAUCAUGACAUCGCUUAGAACUUUCUAGAAGCUGAACUUACCUGGGCGCGCUUUGCGGCUCUGACGACGAGCUCUGGAAAAUGAAGCUUGAAUGUAAGUUUGUUGUGAUAAAUUUAGGCGAUAUAUCGCGUAUUUUUUAACAUAUAACAACUAGUUGACGCGAUAUAUCAUGAUAACAUUGAUUGAUUCACAUUUAAAGCAGCCGAAUAAGAUUCAAAGCCAUUCAAAACUUGAUUGCAUACGAUGACUAGUACCCGUAGCCCACUCGUAUUGAUAUAUAAGGCCUACAGAAAUGAGAAGCCUAUACCCCAAGGACCAACCCUUGCUUUUCCAUCCACAACCCAACGCGAGAUUGAGUUUGUGUGUCUUGACUAGGGAACGCUACGGAUCACUUGUAAAUAUUUUUCCUUCAGUAGAUUUCAGGUUAUAGAUAAUCCAACUGCUCAACUAUUACGAAAUCGGAGCCACUACUAUCUUUCGUUAGUUGAGAGAAAAUUAUUAAUAUUUUCUUCAAAUUGUCAUCGAAGAGUUCGCUAACCCUCUCGUGACCAAUUUGUGUUGGUUUUGUUAUGUGUAACGUUACAUGAAUUUUUCAAAUACAUUUCACAAGAACCUAAAAAACUGAAUGUGUUUUCGAAUGUCCUACCUUCAAUAAAGCAUCCAAAAAGCUCAGUAGCCAACUGUGCAGCAUUGUUCUUCACUAAUUAAUCGUAAAAUUAAUAAAUGAGAAACAAGUAAAAAAAUUUAUCUAACUUUUGGUAUUAUCGCUCUUGAAGUUUAACUGAAGAGUUUUUCGGACUGUUUCCUAAAGAUAAAAUUGAGUCAGAAAUAAGUAAAAUUUACUUAUAAGCAUUAAUUUGUUACUGGUUUUAAAAAAGAAGCAGCAGAGCUUUCAUCGCAAUCUUUGCCGCUAUCCGCCAUAACUGAUGAAACUUUCACCAAUUUUGAAAACUGGUUGAAUUUAAAAUCUUGGGAGAAAAUAUUAACAAAUAAUAAAGUCAAGUUCGUUAAGUUCAUAUUGAAUGUAUUUG
Messenger RNA from Dimorphilus gyrociliatus, 2843 nucleotides. NCBI's taxonomy places the organism in Eukaryota, Metazoa, Annelida, Polychaeta, Dinophilidae. The record is from the annotation of a GenBank genome assembly.